AGACUAUAAAUGCUGACUACAGUGUGAAACCACAUCACAAGCUCAUUUAAAUGCUACAAGAAAGAAUGAAACUAUCACCACCACCACUUACCAACAACGAACAACCAGCCGCGGAUACUUCAGUUAAAUCUUGCGGUGGAGGCGGUAGAGAAACCUUCUCGGCGACGAGGCAUCCAGUGUACCACGGAGUUCGCAAACGUCGAUGGGGAAAAUGGGUUUCCGAGAUCAGAGAGCCCCGAAAGAAAUCUCGGAUUUGGCUCGGAUCUUUUCCGAUACCGGAGAUGGCAGCUAAAGCUUACGACGUGGCGGCGUUUUGUCUGAAAGGAAGAAAAGCUCAGCUAAACUUCCCCGACGAAAUCGACGAUUUACCUCGCCCGUCGACGUGUACGGCCAGAGAUAUCCAAGUCGCGGCGGCCAAAGCGGCCAACGCCGUAAAGAUCAUUAAAACGGGAAAUGACGUGGAAAAUAUCAGAGGAGAAGGAGAUGAUUUCUGGGAAGGCAUAGAGCUGCCAGAGCUUAUGAUGACCAGAUGUGGGUGGUCGCCGGUGCCUUUCAUUGCCGGAGACGAUGCCAUGUGUCUGGUGGACGAAGACUCGUAUCAGUAUCAGUUCAUGGCGUGUCUGUGAAUGCAUGUAGUUGUCGACUGUGUUCUGCCUAUUCACUAUACGUGUGCGCUGUACUGUUACUGUCUUGGCUAGAUCGAUUAAAUGCAUGCAAGUAUAUUUUUAUGCAUUUUUAUUAUUUGUCUCUAGUUUAUUAUUUUACGUGACGCGAUUAAUAUUAUAUAGAUACUAUCAGGUUUGUACGAUCUUGAAAAAAAUACGUAUAUCCGUAUAUGUGUGUUCUUAUACAGUUUUAAUUACAUAAGUUUGCUUGCAUAAGUAAUAAUGAUCCAGUGUUAAAAAAAAAAAAAAAAAAAGAAAGUAAUAAUGAUCCUAACUUUAACUGAUGUACUGAAAUUUAGGGUUGUUGCUACUUCCUAUUAAUAACCAUGCACUCAGUUUUCAUGGACGCAAAUAAAUAAGCCAUGCUUAGAAAUUUCUUUGAUCGAAAUGCUUAUUAAAAAAAAAAUAUAUAAUUAAGAUCGAUUUAGAUAUACAUGCUAAGAAAUGGACUACGCAUAUGUUUUUGUCCAGAAAGGAUCAUCCAUAAACGUGUCAGACCCUUUAUAUAACCAGUUCGACCCUAAGCUCGACAUAUAAAGUAGUAAUUAUUUGACCUAAUACAAGUAUUAAACAUUUUGACAUGUGCAUAUUAAGUUGUAGUACUGUAAUAGUAUUAUGUUCAUGUAGGACACACGAUAAGACGAGAACGCGGAAAGUGUACCCGCAUGGAACCAAGAGCUGUCUUGUUAGUGAACUUUGAAAUUAUUAGUAUUUGUCCUUGCAUCGUCGUGAUACGAUUUUGCACCACAUAUUAGGAUAUGUAAUGCAUCACGUGUUGAAUAAUCACGUCUAAAACGACACUCGAAUUUAUUAUUCGAGACAAGGACUUGUUGGACUUAAAUUGCAUCUUCACUCCAGAGCUAUCUAGUCGUUUAGAAGUCGAUUCCAAAAAAAUCGAAUAUAUAUAUUGGUCUUAUUAUAAAAUAUGAAAAUGUAGCUUCAUUGUGACCGUCGCAGUACGCAAACUAUCUAUAAAACUUCUUUCUGCUGGAAAUUCAUUAGCGCAGCUCCCUCCCUGAUGCAGCUCCCUCCCUAAAUAUGAAAAGAAGAGCUCCCUCCCUGAUGCAGCUCUUCUUUUCUUUCUCACUCUCUCCUGUCUAAUGUCUUCUUUCUUGUAAUAAGUGGGAUCACCACAACUCUGUAAAACUUGAAAAUUGGUUAUAAUAUCUUAACAUUUUAACCAAAAAAAAAAA
Messenger RNA from Brassica rapa (field mustard), 1858 nucleotides. Its product is annotated as ethylene-responsive transcription factor ERF023-like. The record is from RefSeq and is a predicted model, not a curated record. Gene Ontology annotation, biological process: regulation of DNA-templated transcription. Gene Ontology annotation, molecular function: DNA-binding transcription factor activity; DNA binding. Lineage: Eukaryota; Viridiplantae; Streptophyta; Magnoliopsida; Brassicales; Brassicaceae.